UUCCCCUUUGCCCCAACAUGCCUUUCAUUCCAAUCCUCUUCCAUCCAGGUUGCCAACUUAGCCUGUUCCAUUUCCAACAAUGAGGAAGGGGUAAAAUUAGUCCGGAUGGCAGCCACCCAGAUUGACAGCCUGUGUCCCCAGGUCAUCAAUGCUGCUCUCACACUGGCUGCCCGACCACAGAGCAAAGUUGCCCAGGACAACAUGGAUGUCUUCAAAGACCAGUGGGAGAAGCAGGUCCGAGUGCUGACAGAAGCCGUGGAUGACAUCACCUCAGUGGAUGACUUCCUUUCUGUCUCAGAGAAUCACAUCUUGGAGGAUGUGAACAAGUGUGUGAUAGCCCUCCAAGAAGGGGACGUGGACACCCUGGACCGGACCGCAGGGGCCAUCAGGGGCCGGGCAGCUCGAGUGAUACACAUCAUUAAUGCUGAGAUGGAGAAUUAUGAAGCUGGUGUUUAUACCGAGAAGGUUCUGGAAGCUACAAAAUUGCUCUCUGAGACAGUGAUGCCACGCUUUGCCGAGCAAGUAGAGGUUGCUAUUGAAGCCCUGAGUGCCAACGUCCCUCAACCAUUUGAAGAGAAUGAGUUCAUUGAUGCCUCUCGCCUAGUGUAUGAUGGUGUUCGAGACAUCAGAAAAGCUGUGCUGAUGAUCAGGACCCCAGAAGAACUAGAGGAUGAUUCUGACUUUGAACAGGAAGAUUACGAUGUGCGCAGCCGGACAAGUGUUCAGACUGAGGACGACCAGCUCAUUGCGGGACAGAGUGCACGGGCCAUCAUGGCGCAACUACCGCAGGAGGAGAAGGCAAAAAUAGCUGAGCAGGUGGAGAUAUUCCACCAAGAGAAAAGCAAGCUGGAUGCCGAAGUGGCCAAAUGGGAUGACAGCGGCAAUGAUAUAAUUGUGCUGGCCAAGCAGAUGUGUAUGAUCAUGAUGGAAAUGACAGACUUCACAAGAGGCAAAGGCCCAUUGAAAAAUACAUCUGAUGUUAUUAAUGCUGCCAAGAAAAUCGCUGAAGCAGGUUCUCGAAUGGACAAAUUAGCUCGCGCUGUGGCUGAUCAGUGUCCUGAUUCAGCAUGUAAGCAGGAUUUAUUAGCCUACCUUCAACGAAUUGCCUUGUAUUGCCAUCAGCUUAAUAUCUGCAGCAAGGUGAAGGCAGAAGUACAGAAUCUGGGAGGAGAGCUCAUUGUGUCAGGGCUGGACAGUGCCACAUCACUCAUCCAGGCAGCUAAAAACCUGAUGAAUGCUGUUGUCCUUACGGUGAAAGCAUCCUAUGUGGCCUCAACCAAAUACCAGAAGGUCUAUGGGACAGCAGCUGUCAACUCACCGGUUGUGUCUUGGAAGAUGAAGGCUCCAGAGAAGAAGCCCCUUGUGAAGAGAGAAAAGCCUGAAGAAUUCCAGACACGAGUCAGACGAGGUUCCCAGAAGAAACACAUUUCGCCUGUACAGGCUUUAAGUGAAUUCAAAGCAAUGGAUUCAUUCUAGGACGAUAGGCUUUAACAAGAAAGCUUUUUUUUUCCUUUUCCUUUUCUUUUUAAUUCCAUUUUUGUAUGCAUACCUGCCGACUCGUAUGCCUCUGGCAUGGGGAAAUUAAGGGAGCAGUGUCUGUUUGCAUGUGAGAUGAGAUGUGAUCAAUACUACUGAUUCAUCAGUAGCUGGGGAGGGAACAGGGAAUUCCUGUCCUGAGGUGGCACAGAACUGUCCUUUGCAACAUUCUCAUAAAAUUGGGCAAAGAGUUCGCAUCGCAAUGUUUACGGGAGCGGGAGGGAUGGGGAAAAUAAACUUAAUUCUACAAAAGCAAACUCUAAUGCAUGCAAGAAUCAUUAGGUUGGCAGGUAUCUUAAUAAGUGAAAAAUCUGGAAGUGUAAUGGUAGAACAUAAAGCUUGUAUUGCUUCUGUUUCAGUGCAAAAGUGUACUAGCCAAUACGCUGAAGUGUGUGGCCCACAAAUUGAACAAUAUAACUUUGAAGUCAUAUCCAUAAUAUUAAGUGGAUUUUUUACUAAGGAAAAACUAACUCAUCCAACCAAAAUGUUUCUUUUAAUCUGUAUUCUAUUCUUUCUCUUGUAGUAGUGCCAUUACUAGUGCUCAUAUUUUCAAUUUUUCCCCCUUUACUGAAAAUAAACACUUAUUUGAGACAAUUAUAAUCCUUCUGGGGGCACUGGAAGCACAAUAUGGUGAUCCACAUUUUACUUUAAAAAAAUUUGAACUAUGAUUUUGCUAGAAAUAGGAGACCCAGUGAUGGAAUGAUAGAAGAAUGGAAACUGACAAUGUGUGAAGGUUUAGAGGCAAAUACAUAGGUGUAGCUCAGAGUGCUGGUAUCUAAAUAUGCCAUUGUAUCCACUAACUCAAAAUAAACACAUAUAAUCUGGAAA
Leptonychotes weddellii (Weddell seal) is the source of this 2364-nucleotide messenger RNA. The record is from RefSeq and is a predicted model, not a curated record. NCBI's taxonomy places the organism in Eukaryota, Metazoa, Chordata, Mammalia, Carnivora, Phocidae.